This is a messenger RNA of Zingiber officinale, 1407 nucleotides long. RefSeq lists its product as uncharacterized. The coding region runs from base 296 to 1153 and encodes 285 amino acids. NCBI's taxonomy places the organism in Eukaryota, Viridiplantae, Streptophyta, Magnoliopsida, Zingiberales, Zingiberaceae. The record is from RefSeq and is a predicted model, not a curated record. The transcript has 4 exons.
UCAAGGCAGCAGUUCAGUUUUAUAGCCAGUGACUUCGUGCGCUAUUCCUCGCUUCCACCAUCGCUGAUAGAGUAUUCUCCUUCCUUGCCCAAAUUGUUAGGGUUACGAUACGAAUUCGAAGCGUUCACGCUUCCGUGAGUGGAAUCCAGGGGCCGGCAGCUUUUUUUUUGCCUCUCCAAUCUGUCACCGUCGCCCCCUUCCUGUGCUUCCUUGUUGGGAAAUCUGCGGACUGAUGCCGCUGGUUCAUUGUUCCUUGCGAUCUCUGAUGCUUUUUUGAUCGGUUCGUUGUGGCUCGAUGACCUAUCAGGCGCAGGACGCUGAGGGCAUCGUCGUCCUGGUGACGAGGCGGGGGACGGAGGAUGCGAAUGGGGAUUACGUCACGUUGGGCGAGGGCGAGGCCCACUGCCGUCGAAGGAAGUGGAGUUUAAUCUGUCGGUGGCUGAGGGUGGUUCUCUUGUGUGUUUUUUUGUGUGCCGCAGCUGCGCCUCUCGUCAUCUUUGUCGGCCCCUUGAUCAUCCGAAAGGUAGUUGUACCUGUGUUGAACUGGGAAACAAGAACAUUCAGUAGACCUAUCCUUGUGCUGUUACUUUUUGCUUCUAUUGCCAUGUUUCCAACUAUCUUGUUGCCUUCAUCACCUUGCAUGUGGAUAGCUGGGAUGACUUUUGGCUAUGGUUAUGGCUUUCUGCUAAUUAUGGCUGGGAGCCUUAUAGGCAUGUCACUGCCUUUUUUUGUUGGAUCAUUUUUUCGCCGUGAUCUACAUAGAUGGUUGGAGAAAUGGCCCAAGAAAGCAGCCAUUGUAAGAUUAGCCUGUGAAGGAGAUUGGUUUCAUCAAUUUCGAGCCGUUGUUUUGCUCAGGAUUUCACCGUUCCCAUAUCUUAUAUUUAAUUAUGCAGCUGUUGCUGCUAAUAUUAAGUAUGGUCCAUAUAUAUCUGGUUCAGCUAUAGGAACUGUGCACGAGAUCUUCAUAACAAUUUACAGCGGUAGACUGAUUCGAAGCUUAGUGGAUGCUACAAACACUGGAGUUUUCCUUUCAAUGCAGCAGAUCAUCUAUGAUGCUAUUGGGUUUUGCGUUGCAGCAGCAGCAACCGCAGCUAUUACUAUCCAUGCCAAGAGAACUCUUCAAACUCUUCAAGCCGAAGAGGAACUCGGUUAGUCGCUCAAAACACAAACCUUUCCAUUCGAGCAUGCACAUUUGCAUGUUCUUCCAAGGGCAUUGGUCUCAUUCAUCUGAACAAUGUCUCGUCCCGGCUAUUGCAGAAUUUACAGAUCCAUACUUGUACACCUCUUUGUUAAGACGUAUUCAUCAAUUGUAACUAUGAUUAAUAGGAUGUUUUGGGAAAUGAUGUAGACGAAUGUGCGAAACCUUUUCUUUUAAGUAUUUAUAGAGAAAAUAGAUUCCAUUGUUUC